Messenger RNA from Schistosoma turkestanicum, 8548 nucleotides. Lineage: Eukaryota; Metazoa; Platyhelminthes; Trematoda; Strigeidida; Schistosomatidae. The record is from the annotation of a GenBank genome assembly.
CAAUAAUGACGACUGUAAGUUAUCACUCUCGUCGGCGGCGGCUUCAAGUAUUCAAAAUUUAACAGGUUUAAUCUCGUUAUAUGAUGCUUUCAAUCGAAAUCUUUUCUCACCUUGUUGCAGAGCAACCAAGAAUCAAUAUGUAGGAAAGUAGGUCUAUCUUGAAACUGAACACGCAGAAUGAUGUAUGAGACAAUAUCAUCUAAAAGCUAUCUCUCUUGUACUAAGACCGCGUAAUUCAAUUUGAAUAAUAUAUGUUACCUACAGCUUCUUGUUCUCGACUUUCUUGGAUUCUGUGAUUUUCGUAGGUAUUUUUUGGUUUUUAGGUCUUAAUGUCUGGCAAUAAACGCUAGUAAUACGUUUCACGAAAUUGUUACCCUUUCGAAUCCUCUCGUCACUGAUUAAUUCCGGUUGUCAGCUUGCUUUCAUCUCAUACAUGUGUCUUUUGUAAUCGUUUUAUUGAAAUAAAAUCAUCGUACGCGCUCUCCUCUACAUUCUUCUUGCAAACAGCGUUCCUCCGAGGUAGAAUCAUACAUUUGGCUUCGUAGAACUUUUUGGAACUGGCUUGGAUUGGCAUUGUAAAUCGCGGAUGUCCAAAAGUUCUAAUUUUGUACGAAAGGGGUUUCCUUCGAGACCUUUCAAAAAAGAAGCGAAUUACACCAAAAAUGAGAGUGGCGCUCAGCUUACAGGUGUCGAGAAUAAUAUGGAUCAACUACUAGAUGCUGAGAGUGCGUUAAAUGAGUCGAACGAACACCGGUAUUUGAGAGCGAAAGCUAACGAUCUAGCUGAUCGACGUUAUGGCUUCGAGGCAUUUGUUGGUCCUGGCGAACGCAUCGGCUGGCUGGUAAACAUGCACCCCACUGACUUAUUAGAUGAGUCGAAAAGAUUGGUCAGCGGUAUUGACCUUUAUUUUCUUCAAACGGAUGGAAACCGUUUCAAAGUUACGAAACCUUACCUCCCAUACUUCUAUGUGCUGGUUCGUGGUGGUCAAGCUGCAGAGCGUGAUGCAAACUCGUACUUACUAAAACGGUUCUCUGCUCGUCUUGCUGGAAUUGAGGUUGUUUCUAAAAACGACUUGGACCUGCCUAAUCACCUUGUUGGAAUCAAAGCUACUUACCUUAAGAUGUUGUUCUAUAGUGUGGAUGAGCUAGUCCGAGUGCGUAGGGAACUAGCUGUUCGGAUCCGGGCAAAUCGUGAACUGGCCUUUUCGGGAUCCUCCUAUACUGAUAUCUUGGCUGAACACUUUAGAAAUGAUGAUUACGGAAUUGUAACCAACCAGUUGGGCGUUAGACAAAAUCGUGUUGAUCCUCUUGAUAAUUUGUUUGAUCUAAGAGAGUCAGAUGUUCCUUACUUAACUCGUGUAUGCAUUGACUUGAAUAUAUUUGCUGGAUGUUGGUAUACCACGACCUGUAUGCCUGGACGUCCUCCUGAAAUUAAGCGUCAUGAUGAUACAGUGGCAUGGCCUGAACCCGUAGUCUUGGCAUUCGAUAUAGAAACUACAAAGAUGCCUUUGAAGUUCCCUGACCCUGCAAAUGAUCAGAUAAUUAUGAUAUCAUACAUGUUAGAUGGAGCUGGACAUCUUAUAUGCAAUCGAGAAAUACUUUCGGAAGAUAUAGAGGAUUUUGACUACACGCCAAGACCAGAGUUUCCAGGUCACUUCACUGUACAUAAUUUACAGACAGAAUUAGAUUGCAUUACCUUUUUCUUCGAACAUAUUCACAGAGUUCGACCAAAUAUAUUAGUUACAUAUAAUGGUGAUUAUUUCGACUGGCCAUUUAUUGAAGCUCGGGCCGCUAGCUACGGACUAUCUAUGUCUGAAGAAAUUGCAUUUUCUCGUCAAAAGGGUACUGCAGGCCCCGGAAGAGAUGGGAGUUCUGGCGAAUACCUGUCACGACCAGCAAUUCACAUUGAUUGCUUAUACUGGGUUAAGCGUGACAGUUACCUUCCGGUCGGAGCUCGUGGUCUUAAAGCUGUCGCUAAAGCUAAACUGCGGUACGAUCCGAUUGAAGUAGACCCAGAAUUAAUGUGCCGUAUGGCUCGUGAAUCACCGAGAGAGUUGGCAAAUUACUCAGUGUCUGAUGCAGUUGCCACUUACUAUUUGUAUAUGAAGUAUGUUCAUCCGUUCGUAUUCGCACUGUGUACAAUCCUUCCAUUAAAUCCCGAUGAUGUCCUUCGUAAAGGCUCUGGUACCCUAUGUGAGGCUCUUUUGAUGGUUCAGGCUUACGCAGCAAACGUUGUCUUUCCUCACAAACAGACAGACGGUGAAUCGGGACUUAACAGCUUGUUACUGAGUGACGCUGGGAUUUCAGGAAAAUUUACGGAGGAUGGACAUCUCAUCGAUUCUCAGACUUAUGUUGGUGGACAUGUAGAAGCUCUGGAAGCAGGUAUUUUUCGUGCUGACAUACCCGUUAGAUUUCGUCUAGUUCCUGCAGCUUUGGAAGCACUUAGGUCUGACGUCAAACGUUGUGUUAGUCGAGCUCUACAGGCGGAAACGGGCGCAGAGGACGAAGACGCACUGUUUAGUGUUGUGACCAAGGAUAAUUUUAACAAGAUUUGUGAACAAGUAGAGAACACCUUACAACAAUUAGCCUCCACGCCUAAUAGAAUUGAAUGUCCAGUUAUUUAUCAUUUGGAUGUUGGUGCAAUGUAUCCAAACAUCAUUCUUACUAAUCGACUUCAACCAUCAGCUGUCGACUCUAAUUCUGCUGCCAAGUGUGCUGACUGUGAGUUUUACAAACCGGGAAUAUCCUGCCAACGUUUCAUGCCGUGGACAUGGCGUGCGGAGCUUUGGACAGCUUCCAGACCGGAAGUUUAUCGAAUCCAAGCCCAACUUUCUCAAGAGCGCUUUCCUGUUAAGGUAACUGAUGUGAAUGAAAAGUUCCCAAAGACUAUAAUGAAGUCAUUUCACGAAUUGUCAAAAGAAGAACAAGCUGUGGUUGAAAAAAAGCGUAUUACUGAUUAUUGCCGUCGAGCUUAUAAACGUAUCCACUUAACUAGAACAGAAGAACGACUUGCUAUGGUCUGUCAACGAGAAAAUUCCUUUUAUGUUGACACGGUUAAGGCAUUCCGUGAUCGUCGAUAUAAAUUCAAGGGUUUGACAAAAACUUGGAAGCGUCAUUACGAUGAUGCAUGUGCAGCUCUGUCCUCUGGGACAGGUGAUUCAAAUGCUGUGAAAGAGGCCAACGCAAUGCUCGUAUUGUAUGAUAGCCUUCAACUGGCACAUAAAUGUAUUCUGAACUCUUUUUAUGGUUAUGUAAUGCGACGCGGUGCUCGUUGGUACUCAAUGGAAAUGGCUGGUAUUGUUUGUCAUACUGGUGCGAAAAUCAUAACUAAAUCAAGAGAGAUAGUAGAACAAAUUGGUCGUGCAUUAGAACUAGAUACUGAUGGGAUAUGGUGUAUUCUUCCUGCAAGUUUUCCUCAAAACAUUGAAUUUACUGCUGUUGGUUCAAAGCCAUCUCGUAUUUCGAUUUCAUAUCCUGGAGCUGUAUUGAACAUCAUGGUGCAAGACUUUUUCACAAAUCAUCAGUAUCAUGAAUUAGUUGAUCAGGAGACUCUCACAUACAAAGUUCGCUCCGAAAAUUCCAUAUACUUUGAAGUUGAUGGUCCAUACAAAGCUAUGGUUUUGCCUGCGGCAAAAGAAGAAGGAAAACGUUUGAAAAAGCGUUAUGCUGUUUUCAAUUUCGAUGGGAGUUUAGCAGAAUUAAAAGGAUUCGAGAUUAAACGGAAUGGUGAACUACAACUGAUUAAAAUAUUUCAGUCAUCUGUGUUUGAAGCAUUUCUUCGUGGGGAUAGUUUAGUUGAGGCUUAUUCAUCAGUCGCUAGUGUUGCUGAUCAUUGGUUGGAUGUACUAUACUCUAAAGGAGCUGAUAUGCCAGAUUCUGAAUUAUUCGAUCUAAUAUCAGAGAAUCGAAGCAUGUCUAGAAAAUUGGAAGAUUAUGGAAGUCAGAAGUCAACAUCUCUAAGUACUGCCAGACGAAUGGCUGAAUUUUUAGGGGACCAGAUUGUUAAAGAUGCAGGUUUAUCUUGUCGUUAUAUCAUUGCACGGCAGCCUGAUGGUGCACCAGUAACUGAACGAGCUAUUCCUUUAGCUAUAUUUCAGGCAGAGGGAUCAAUCAAACGCCAUUAUCUUCAAAAGUGGCUUAAAGAUUCAAAUCUUGAUGAGCAUACAGAUAUACGUGAAAUACUUGAUUGGUCCUAUUAUAUCGAACGUUUGUCCAGUGCUAUCCAGAAAAUUAUCACAAUCCCAGCGGCUUUACAACAAGUUUCUAACCCAGUACCUAGAGUUAGUCAUCCUGAUUGGCUACUUCGUAAACUAGCUGAAAAAAUGGAUACAUGUAAACAACGGAAACUAACAGAAAUGUUUGUUUUUGAGAAUUCAGUAAUGAACAAAACUGAAGAACAAAGCACAGUAUUACCAGAUUUAGAAACACUUUGUUCAAACAAUGACGAGAAAGUUAAGUCCAACACAUCUAUUGUAACUCGACAUCUUCCUGCUAAGCGUCUUCGGUCACCUGAAGGUCCUCCUAAAUCAUGGAGGGAACAGUUAGGUGAACCUCCAAGCUUAGAUGAUGCUAAUACUUCAAAAAAAUUAACUGAAUGGCUGAGAUUUCAUCAAGCUAAGUGGCGACUCCAGUUAGAACAGCGUCAAUAUUUCGUUCAAUCUAUGGGCAAUCCGGAAAUAAAUUGUGAUUUUGACCAUGGGUUUUCAUUUUUACCAUCCUCUAAAAGGCAACGUGGUUUGGCUAGAUAUUUGAAUCAAACUAGAGUAAAUCUAUUCACAGCUGUAUGGCAGGUGAUUGAGAUUGUUCCAGAUCCCCGACAGAUUGGUCACUAUACGUUAUGGGUUUUGAUUAAUUCACCUGGAUCUGGAUUAGUUCCGUCGCUAAAUGCGGUAGAUGUAACAGUGUCCAGAAAUUUUUAUGUCAACAUACGUACGCCCAAACUCAAGGACUCUGGCCCACUCUACCGUAAAGUAUCCGGUAAUGUAUCAACGGGUGAUGAAACCGGAAGUACAAGUGGUCGUAUUCUUCCUAGAAACCAUACAGUUUAUCAUUUGUACGAGUACAACGUACCGGAAGAUGUUUACACUGAACACGCUGCGGAAAUUGCUACAGAUUUAGCUAGACCAGAUAUUGAAGGCGUGUAUGAGCUUGGUGUACCAAGUUUAUUUCGUAUUUUAAUGAGAGUGGGAUGUUUGUGUACAGUUGACCGGAAAGCUCUUAGGAAAAACCAACAUGGGUUGGUUUCAGAUGAAGGCGGUUUUAACUUGGACCAACUGUGUUUCUGUUCCUUAGCCCAACAUCCAUACUUAUCUGGUCGCAGCUUGAGGCACUUAUUCUUAUUUCACUAUCAGUUGCCUUCAGUAGGACAAGCGAUGGCAAGAAGAGAUUCACAAAGACAACUUUAUCUUUUGAUUGUACCAUGGACUAGGUGCGGUUAUGUUUGUGUAAUUGAUAGUGCGAGGAUUAAUCAGCUACCAGAUUUAAAUAUAUUAUAUUUGAGACAACGUACGAAACUUUUUCCUGACUUUAAAAACGAAGAAUUUCCUCCGGAUACUUUGACUUUCGAAGUGCACACUGAAUCAGAUGCAGUUAUUGGUCGGCGUAUAGUCCAGCGCUGGAUUACUGGUCUAUGUAAAAGUAUGGGUGCACGAGAGACAGAUCCUAAAGAAGCAAACACAAGUAGCUUUCAGUCAGCUGCACCAAUUGUUAUUUUGCUUCAUUCUGCUGCACAACAAGAUAUCUCAAGUGGUUCUAACGAAGUGAAUUGGCCAUUGAAUGAUGAGAUAAUUGGACGUCGUCGUAGUCCCCAACUGCCUGUUCUAUCUGGAUUUCCGGUGAUCCAACUUGGUGGCACUAUGGAUGAAGGUGAAAGCCAAGUAAAUUGUGAUGUAGAGCUUGGAACGGACGCUUAUAGUCUUUUGAAUUGGCAACAAACGGCUGUAAAACGCGGCAUUCGUUAUUUCUUACAGUCUGAAGCACGUCUCGAACGUCAGUUGGAGUUGGCGCGUUACCUACACAUUCCUGUCGGAAAUGUGCCAGUUUCUGAAGCUCCUUUACCCGUUUCGUUGACUGCCACUAGUCAAGAUGUUCAACCUCCUGCCAGCUCCACAAGUGCUAUUGAACUGGGUUGUGAUUUAUUUUACGCAAGGCAUUUGGUCAAGCAUAAUCACGUUCUUUGGUGUUCAUCUUCUGGCCGUCCAGAUUUGGGUGGAAAAGAAACAGAUGAUCAACGCCUAUUGCUUGAAAUGGAAGAAUCUGGAGUGGUUGAAAUCAAUCGACCUGGUCUUUAUCCUUAUGUUAAUGUUGAAUUGGAAUUCACCAACUUGGCUGUCAACACUUUGAUAGUAGCGAACCGUAUUCCGGAACUGGAAGGUGCUACACUGUUGUCAUUCGAUCGUUUAUCUGCCGCAGAUAGGACACUUAAAGAACAGUUAAAUCAAGGUGUGAAUUUAGGUACGCAUAUUACAAGCUACGAUGAGACAGCCGCAUGUAGCGCUGCCUUUCGUAUUCUUCGCAAUAUGGUUCUUGCAUGGGUUCGGGAUGUUACACAAUACCAAAAUCCUUUGGCCGAUGAACAAAUUAUUUAUUUUUACCAAUGGCUUCGGUCACCGCGUUCAUUGUUCUAUGAUCCUGCUUUAAGACGCACUGUUCAAAAGUUAAUGAAAAAGGUAUUUCUUAAAUUGGUGGAUGAAUUAAGUCAUUUCCACGUGGAUGUAAUCUAUGCAAAUUUCAGUCGCUUAAUCAUAUCCACACAUAGAAUUGAAUUGCCUGAAGCUCUAGCGCGCGUAGAUUAUUUUACGCAAUUAUUACGUACACGCCAAGGAACUUUGUUCACUCACAUAGACUUGCAAUAUGUAAAUAGCUGGCGUCAGUUAAUUUGGAUGGACUCAGCAAAUUACGCUGGUGUAAAAGCCUCCGUGGAUAAUCUAGUCGAUGGUAAAGAUGUUGAAUGGAGUAACGUGUUAAUUAUUCAACAUCAAUCUCAUCCUCAUACUGAAGAUAAGGAAAACAAUAUAAAGGAACACGUUAAUUUGCCCGAUCCCGAACUUGAUAUGCAUUGGCACUUGGCACGUUAUUUACCUGAGACACGUGGUUUAAGAAGUAAAUUCCAAAGUUUUCUAGCUGGAUAUCUGAUAGCUAUUUACAAUGCUGUGCGAAACGAGCAUCGUCGUUUAAUUGGGUCCGUUGAUUGUACUUUGAAUGAACGAGAAGUAUCUCCUGUUGAACCUGAUAAUAGCGUGAAAAAAAAUUCUGAACGUGUACUUGAGGCUGAAACAACGCCAUACAAGUCGGAUGCUACUGUUUCUCCUGGAGUCAAGGAAUAUCAAGAACGUUUAUUCAAGGAUCAGUUGGCCCCAGAGUUGUACAAUCUGAUUAUUCGACUGCAACGGAAAGCUGCAUGGAUAGAUCCAGAGUUAAUGAAGAAUGCUGAACCAUCAGUUAGUAGUUAUAGGACCUGUCAAAUAAAUAAUGGUUUAAACAUACGUAGGAAUGACAAUAUUGUAAAUGCCUACCUUGCCGAAAAAUCGAUUGGUUCAUGUAUAGAGUUGGAUGCUACCUACAAUCAAAAUUCGAAUCCCAACCUAGUUCUACCUCUUUUGCCUGCACAUCAGGCGAUUUAUAACCUGAAUUUUACUCCGCUUCUUGAUUUUGUUAAAUCACUAUGUGAGGUUUUAAGCCUGGAGCCAACUACGAAAUUGCAAGUUGAAAGUAUUAGACAUGAUUUACUUCGCUUAAUCAAUGUUGGAGAAUUUUCCCCUGAAGCCGUUUGGAUCGCUCCUCAUAUGACUAGGGAUUGUCCGUUGAACGAUGAUCCAAAUAAUUAUACUUUUGAAAUAAAUGCUAUUCGUUCUCUACUGGUUUAUCUGCCAGAGGUUGCUUGCCCGAUUUGUAAUUUUACGCGAGAUAUAGAUGUUUGUCGUGAUAUACACGUUGUUUGGAUAACAGCAUCCAUGGAUCCGAUGAAUGCUGAAACUAGACAAUCAGGUUAUUGGGCUUGGAUAUGCCCACAUUGUCGUACAGUUUAUCCACGUAAUAGAUUAGAAGAAGUACUUGUUCAACAGCUUGAACAGUUCUCACUUCAACAUUGUUUACAGGAUCUUCAAUGUCCCAAAUGUUUGGUAGGUGGUGGAAUACAGGAGUUGCUGAUUGCAAAUGGUGGUUCAGUUGCCCAAUGCGCUGAUUGUUCUUCAAAACUGACACUAACUGUUCCAACUGGCCAUGCAGUAUAUCGUCGUUUAGAUGUUUAUCGUAAUAUCGGUGUUCAUUUUGGUUUUGAGUACUUAGAACAAAUCUCUUGUUGGCUUAUCCAGGGCUUGCAACAAUAGACAGAUUCUUAAUAUUUUCCAGAUGAACCGAUAUGUGAUGCAUUUUCAUAACUAUUUUUGCUAAGGAAAUAUUUUGUUUUGGCUUCCAUUUUUACUUGCAUUUAUAUGAUGUAGUUUUGUAUGGCAGAUUAUUUUUUAUACUUUUUAUACCUUUUGAAAUAAAAUGAGUAUUUCUCUAAUUCUUGCUGUUCUAUUCAUUUAACAAAGAAUCGCUUCUUAAAC